Molecule: messenger RNA, 1749 nt
Organism: Myotis davidii
Lineage: Eukaryota; Metazoa; Chordata; Mammalia; Chiroptera; Vespertilionidae
Gene: CHST14
Product: carbohydrate sulfotransferase 14
Exons: 1
Coding region: 25-981 (318 amino acids)
Biological process (GO): dermatan sulfate proteoglycan metabolic process; carbohydrate biosynthetic process
Cellular component (GO): membrane
Molecular function (GO): sulfotransferase activity
Source: RefSeq, a predicted model, not a curated record
GUGGCCUCCAGCGGGCUGCUGCUCAUGAUCGAGCGGGGUAUCCUGGCCGAAAUGAAGCCCCUUCCCCUGCACCCUUCCCACCGCGAGGGCGCAGCCUGGCGCGGGACGGUCCGCCGGCCUGGGGGGCUGACCCUGGAUGCCGGGGACUCGGACUUGCAGGUGAGGCAGGACAUCCGAAACCGGACCUUGCGGGCAGUGUGCGGGCAGCCGGGCAUGCCCCGGGACCCUUGGGACUUGCCAGUGGGACAGCGGCGCACCCUGUUGCGCCACAUCCUCGUGAGUGAUCGCUACCACUUCCUCUACUGCUACGUCCCCAAAGUGGCCUGCUCCAACUGGAAGCGGGUGCUGAAGGUGCUGGCGGGCGUCCUGGACAGCGUGGACGUCCGCCUCAAGAUGGACCACCGCAAUGACCUGGUGUUCCUGGCCGACCUGCGGCCUGAGGAGAUCCGCUACCGCCUGCAGCACUACUUCAAGUUCCUGUUUGUGCGGGACCCCUUGGAACGCCUUUUCUCUGCUUACCGCAAUAAGUUUGGCGAGAUCCGAGAGUACCAGCAGCGCUAUGGGGCUGAGAUCGUGAGAAGGUACAGGUCAGGAGCUGGGCCCAGCCCUGCAGGGGACGAUGUCACCUUCCCUGAAUUCCUGAGGUACCUAGUAGACGAGGACCCUGAGCGCAUGAAUGAGCAUUGGAUGCCUGUGUACCACCUGUGCCAGCCUUGUGCUGUCCGCUAUGACUUUGUAGGCUCCUAUGAGAGGCUGGAGGCUGAUGCCAACCAUGUGCUGGAGUGGGUGCGGGCACCACCCCAUGUCCGAUUCCCAGCUCGCCAGGCCUGGUACCGGCCUGCCAGCCAGGAAAGCCUGCACUACCACCUGUGCAGUGCCCCACGGUCCCUGCUGCAGGAUUUGCUGCCUAAGUAUAUUCUGGACUUCUCCCUCUUUGCCUACCCACUGCCCAAUGUCACUAGGGAGGCCUGUCACCAGUGACCAUGGGAAGGGGCCAGCAGCUGUUGGAGGCUGGUUUUGACAGUGCCAGCUUCUCGUGCCUGCCAUUCAGAGAAAUCCUGGCUCUGAGCCUGGAGCUUCUCCAGAUAUCUGGAUGACAGGGACGGCCCUUGGAAGAUUUUUGUCCAGAGUGGGUGCCCAACAUGGCUCAGAGGAUGGGGUUGGACAGGAGGCCUGGUGCUCUCCCAUUGGGGGCAUUUCUUGGGGUCAGUAUGAUCUUUCUUAUCCUGGUAGAGCCAGAUACUAGUUUGCCAGUGAAGUAACACAUCUGUUCUGUAGACUAACUGCAUGGAUUGGGCACUUGGCCCACCUUAACCUGUGGCCAAACCCAGAGGUGGCACCCAUCAGGAGCACAACCAGAGCCAGGGGCCCUGUGGCUAUGGUCACCUGUUCAUCUACGAGUUAGAAGUCAUGCCUUACAAAUAACUUUUGUGCCUUUAUGCUUCAGACUCAGUUUCCUACACUUGCCAUGUCCUUUCUAUUUUUCCAAGGAAAGGAACACUGAGUUAGGGCUCUUACAUGGUAGCUCCAGGACCCACCCCUGCAGGCAUCCAAAGAACCCUGUGCCCAGCCUCUUCUUGGAGCUCUGGGCACCUCCUCCCUUCCCCCAAGGCUGUGACUGUGGCUGGUGUAUCUGGCUGUCACUUUUCUGACACAUUUAUUUAAAAUUUGUACUUUUUGAUAGAACCCUUGUGAAAGCUUUGUUUUUUCUAAUAGCUGCAUUUUUAUUAAAGAUGUUUUGUACACAAA